Molecule: messenger RNA, 1093 nt
Organism: Coprinopsis cinerea okayama7#130
Lineage: Eukaryota; Fungi; Basidiomycota; Agaricomycetes; Agaricales; Psathyrellaceae
Exons: 7
Coding region: 9-1052 (347 amino acids)
Source: RefSeq, a predicted model, not a curated record
CAACCACCAUGAGUCUGCCAGUUAUCCUCUACCGUUACGAGGGGUCUCCCUACGCCCACAAGGUCGACAAUGCCCUUACGUUGAAGAGAAUACCCCACCAAAUCGUCUCGGUUUCUCCUGUCUUGCCACGACCCGAGGUCGCAGACAUUCUAGGCAUCCCUUAUCGACGAAUCCCAAUUCUCGCAAUCGGAAACGACAUUUACUGCGACACAUCUCUCAUCGUGUCCACCCUUGAGCGGAGAUUCCCAGCGAGCCAGGGCUUUGGAACUCUAUUCCCUGCCAGAAACAACGGAGGGACCCCCGAUACUGGGUUGAUCAAGGCGUUCUCCAAGUUUUACAUUGACCGCUCUCUCUUCUCCGUCGCCGCGUUGUUGCUGCCAUGGGAGAAGCUUCCCCCGGCCUUUCUCAAAGAUAGAAGCGAGCGGUGCCCCAAUGAAUGUAAAGGCUAUUGUUGCCUCAAGAGACAAGGCUCUUGCCCAACUUUCCUCCCAUAUGGCAAGUCACACCCUGUGUUCAUAUCAUGGAAAAACGAAGUAACUUCGAGACAGGUGCUUGUUGAAGAGCAAUUGAAGGACGGUCGCACCUGGCUGUUUGACACGCAGGCCCCUUCCCUUGCUGAUAUAUCCAUUCAUUUCGUUUUGGCAUGGGCCCUUGGGUUCCCUGCUGCCAAACCCCUGCGCCAGGAUGGGCGCUUCCCUCUAACACAUAAAUGGCUAUCCGCGCUGACCGCUUAUCUCAAAGACCACCAUCAAAAGCCGACUGUAAUCAAUGGUGCUGAAGCAGGGAACCUCGUUUUCUCCUCCCCUCACGAAGGCUAUUCCAUUGUCGGAUUUGAUACUACAGAAGCCCAGCGUCUUGGAGUGAAGUUGAACGACGUUGUUUCCGUAACCCCAGAUGAUACAGGACGGAGCUACCCCACAACCGGCAAACUGGUGGCUUUGAGCACGGAAGAGGUCGUGCUGGAGAUUGUGGCCAAGAAGGGCACGGUCAGAUGCCACUUCCCCCGCCUGGGGUAUGUCAUUGGGAUUCCAAAGACCGUAGCGAAGCUCUAGGUUCUACAUUUGCACCCCCCAACGUGGUUGUAGAUUAAAUG